AGCACACGCAGCCACAGCCUACACAGGAGGAGAAGAGAUCCACUGAGCUGCAGCAAUGGGGCGUGGGAAAGUGGAGCUCAAGAAGAUCGAGAACACGACGAGCCGCCAGGUCACCUUCUCCAAGAGGCGGAUGGGCCUGCUCAAGAAGGCAAACGAGCUGGCCAUUCUUUGCGAUGCGCAGGUUGGGGUGAUCGUCUUCUCCGGCAGUGGCAAGAUGUACGAGUACGCCAGCCCUCCAUGGAGGAUUGCAAACAUCUUUGACAGAUACCUGAAAGCCCCCAGCACCCGCUUUGAUGAGAUGGACGUCCAGCAGAAAAUCAUCCAUGAGAUGACAAGGAUGAAGGAUGAGAGCAACAGGCUGAAGAUCAUCAUGAGGCAGUACAUGGGCGAGGACCUGGGCUCGCUGACCCUGCAAGACGUGAGCAAUCUUGAGCAGCAGAUCGAGUUCUCGCUGUACAAGGUUCGCCUUAGGAAGCAGCUACUUGACCAGCAGCUGCUCGAGAUGCGCCAGAGGGAGAUGCACAUGUCAGAGGACCAGAGCAGCAGCUACAUGUUCCACAUGAAUCCGGCGAGGGAUCAGCCGGGCCAGUCGGCCGACGUGAUGAAUCCGAAGCUGUUCCCUCUGUGGGACGUCGGCGACCAGAUCUACGGCCAGGACGCCGAGUCCUCCAUGACGGCUCUCAAGCUCUCGCCGCAGCUGCAGGAGUACAAGCUCCAGCCGGUGCAGCCCAACCUGCAGGAGGGCAACCUCCAUGGCUACGUCCUCCGCCUCUGAUUUCAGGACAUGCACCAUGGACCUGACAGACACUACUGAUGGAGGACGGAUGAGCAGAGCUUCCCUGUCUGAAUCUGCUCUGGAACGGUGUUCUAAUCAGCUUACAUUAGUAUCUUAUAUACUGCACUGUGUGUAUUAACUGCUAUUGCGUUCGCUAGAUUAUGUUUCAUGAUGCUUGUAAAUGAGGAGCGUGCCACCUGAUUUAUGUGCCUUGAGGAACUACCUCUGUUUCUGUCAAGAAGAUGUGUUGUGAGUGUGACCCGGAGAGGUUAUGCCUUGCAUUGCUGU
This is a messenger RNA of Triticum dicoccoides, 1063 nucleotides long. Its product is annotated as MADS-box transcription factor 31-like. Gene Ontology annotation, biological process: positive regulation of transcription by RNA polymerase II. Gene Ontology annotation, molecular function: RNA polymerase II transcription regulatory region sequence-specific DNA binding; DNA-binding transcription factor activity; protein dimerization activity. Gene Ontology annotation, cellular component: nucleus. The transcript is spliced from 8 exons. Lineage: Eukaryota; Viridiplantae; Streptophyta; Magnoliopsida; Poales; Poaceae. Bases 56 to 775 code for a protein of 239 amino acids. The record is from RefSeq and is a predicted model, not a curated record.